CCCCCGGGGAGACAGUGGCAAGAUGGCGUCCCUGGAUCGGGUGAAGGUACUGGUGUUGGGAGACUCAGGUGUGGGGAAAUCUUCACUAGUUCACCUUCUGUGUCAAAAUCAAGUACUAGGAAAUCCCUCAUGGACUGUGGGGUGCUCAGUGGAUGUCAGAGUUCACGACUACAAAGAAGGAACCCCAGAAGAGAAGACUUUCUACAUAGAACUGUGGGAUGUUGGAGGCUCUGUGGGUAGUGCCAGCAGUGUGAAAAGCACAAGAGCAGUAUUCUACAAUUCUGUAAAUGGUAUUAUUUUAGUGCAUGACUUAACAAAUAAAAAGUCAUCUCAGAACUUGAGUCGUUGGUCAGUGGAGGCUCUCAAUAGGGACAUGGUGCCAACUGGAGUCUUGGUGACAAAUGGUGAUUAUGAUCGGGAGCAGUUUGCUGAUAACCAAAUCCCACUGUUGGUAAUAGGAACAAAACUGGAUCAGAUUCAUGAGACCAAGCGCCAUGAAGUUUUAACUAGGACUGCUUUCUUGGCUGAGGAUUUCAAUGCAGAAGAGAUUAAUUUGGAUUGCACAAAUCCACGGUACUUAGCUGCAGGUUCUUCCAAUGCUGUCAAGCUCAGUAGGUUUUUUGAUAAGGUCAUAGAGAAGAGGUACUUUUUAAGAGAUGGCAAUCAGAUGCCAGGUUUUCCUGAUCGAAAACGAUUUUUGGGAGGAACGUUUAAGAGCCUUCAUUAUGACUGAUGUACCUUCAUAAUGACUGAAGUACCCUCAUCCCUUGGAAGAAAGAGCAUGCAGUGGCAGUUGUCACAGCUUUCCUUUUGCUGUGUCAAUUAUUUACAUCUCGGCCUUUUGAUGGAAGCAUCUUUAAAAUGCUACCCUUUAGCCUUAUCCUUUAAUGGAAAAAUGAAAGGACAGCACAACGGGGGGAGAUCCAAGCUCCGUCCCCGUUCUUUGUGCUCCCCACCUUUCUUCUGCCCCUGUUUAUAGAUCAUGUGACAGCCUGGUGAAAAUAGGAGGUGUUUUCACAAGGAUGCAGUAAAUGAGCAGUGAUAAGGUACUGCAGAGAAAAUUUACUCCGGCUUGGAACUGAAGGGCUUUCUUUACGAGUCUGUAAUUUUCCCACACUCAUUGCUGAAGGCUAAAUUAAGUACUUCAAAGAAGUAUCUCUGUUAUUUUACCUUCUUGAGGGGAAAGGUUAGGUAACCAGUCCCAAGUUGUCCACCUCAAAUAAUCUCCCUCAUUUUCAAAGAAGCCAAAUGGUGUUAUUUAAUUGUCUCUACCCUCAUUACACAACAGGGAUGCCUAAAAAUAGUAACCCUCUCCUUUACUUUCUAAAUGGCUUGGUGGCUGAGAGGGACAGACUAAUAGCUGGAGUUAAAUAUAAAUAGAGAUUAAUAAUACAUAGAGAACAGCAGGACCAGAAAAGAAGAAUUCUGUGAUAAACUGACAGCUUCUUCAUCCUUUAGGUUGCAGCUGUCUGCAGGCUCAUAAUGUUUUCUGUUUGGAUAUGGUAGGAAGAAAUCUAAAACCUGCACAAGGGCAGUAAGAGAUUGGAUGUUUACUCUUUGAUGUUUACGUUUUUCAAGGAAAUUCAACUCCUGACUUGUCCCUUAGCUAUACUCAGAAAACUAAGAAUAUGAUUUUUAUAUCAAAAAAACAAUGUAUUUAUGGGGGAAAAGUGAAAAUAAGCAACAUUUAUAUGAAUUAUGAACUAGGAUUCUUAGUGUUCAUCGUCACUAUAAAGCUCUCUGCAUGUGUGUGUGUGAGAUCACCUGUGUUCUUUCCCUCUGUGCUGCAGUCCUCUGCUCUCCUGAUUUUACUUCAUAUUAAAAGUAAUCAUUUUCAUUCUUGUUUUAAAAUGAGGUGAAAAAGAACUAAAUUCAUUUUCUCUUCCACGUUAAUUAAAUUUUAGAAGUACUCUGGAAGCCAAGGUAUGCUGAGAAAGGAUAUUAAAAUGUU
Dipodomys spectabilis (banner-tailed kangaroo rat) is the source of this 1951-nucleotide messenger RNA. RefSeq names its product RAB, member of RAS oncogene family like 3 (gene Rabl3). Gene Ontology annotation, biological process: intracellular protein transport. Gene Ontology annotation, cellular component: endomembrane system. NCBI's taxonomy places the organism in Eukaryota, Metazoa, Chordata, Mammalia, Rodentia, Heteromyidae. The record is from RefSeq and is a predicted model, not a curated record. Gene Ontology annotation, molecular function: GTPase activity. The transcript has 8 exons. Bases 23 to 733 code for a protein of 236 amino acids.